CGGGAUGGUGCGUGGUUACGGCCCGCUGAGAACUUAGUGCGCCUCCCACCUGAUGCAGCCUGCGCAGAGCCGUGUCUCAAGAGUGCUGGGGAAUGCAGGCGAAGGAGUCCCCGUGCCGGGCUUUGCCCAGUCCCGUGUUGGGCACUCAAUAAAGAAGAAGCAGCAAGAUGUGGUGAGAUUUCUGGAAGCCAACAAGAUAGAGUUUGAGGAGGUGGAUAUCACAAUGUCAGAAGAGCAGAGGCAAUGGAUGUACAAAAACGUACCCCCGGAAAAGAAGCCCGCGCAGGGCAACCCGCUGCCCCCGCAGAUAUUUAACGGCGACCGAUACUGUGGAGAUUAUGACAGUUUUUUUGAAUCAAAGGAAAGCAACACAGUGUUUUCAUUCUUAGGCCUGAAACCACGGUUGGCAUCAAAGUGCUGUUCCAAGGGCUCCACCUGAUGGGUUAGCUUACCCAGAGAAAAUCAAAUACACACUGAUCUCAAGUCCCUAAAUUACCAACCAGUGGCAGGAGGAAAAGAGAACAAUAGAAGCUGGCUUCCAUUUGCCCAGCCUUCUGGUUCAUCGACCAGGGAACACAGGCUGCUCGUUUGCAGGCUGCUUUGAUGACUUCUCCCCAGGAGGGAGCCACAGAGAAAAUCAUUCACCCUCAAACUUGCACACUUCUGACCUGGGGAAGCAAAAAGCAGAUGAAGAAAUUGGAAUAUGACUUGCCUGAGAGCAACUCUGAACCAUUUCAGACAGCAUUUAUAUUAUGUAGUCUCAAGUUUCUAAACCUAAUUUAAUAAAUACAUAUCUUUGCAAAAAUAGCACUGUGCAUAUCAGCAACAUUUCUAUUUCAACAGGAAAUAGAAGCAAGUUUUCCACUGCCGGAAAAUUCUGUUGAUACUGAAGGUGCGGGAAAGAAGAGUUAAUUCACCCUAUUUUUUCUUCUGUGUACUAAGGUUAUGUUUUCACAUGUUUUAAAAUUCUCUGCCAUUCUAUUUUACAACUACAAAUUGAAGUGAUGUGCAAAAUGCUGAGAACUGAAAAAACAUUAUUAGGGAAAGACUCAAAAUUGUGCCAUUAAACAAAAAUCAAUGUUUCAUAUUAAACAAUGCCACUCUGGUACAAUCAGGUUAAACAAACAAACAAACAAACAAAAAAACAAUUGGAGUUGUGUUCAGCUUGGCAGUUAAGACACUGGCUAAAACGUACAGGUUCCACAUCAGAGUAUCUGGGUUCAAUACCCAGCACAAACUCCUGAUCCCAACUUGUUGCUAACAUAUACUUUGGAGGCAGAGGUUCCUGUCAUCCACACGGGAGAACUGGAUUGCAUUUCCAACUUGUGGUGACCCUGGCCCAGGCCCCAUUAUUGUGUCUAUUCAUCUGUUUCUCUCUUUGCUUCUCAAUAACAAAAAAAAAAAAAAAAAAAAAAAAAAAAGUGAUUCAAGAGCUGAUCUCCUUGUUUUAAACUGUGUGGUGGUUUGAGGGGCUGGUCAAAAUAGUUUCUGUUUUCAGAAUUGAGAAAAAAGCCAAUUCUGAGAACAAAAGUUGCUCAGUAUUCUCAUAUUCUGGUACAAAGAAUGAUUAGAGGCGUGUAAAGGCUUAUUGCUUUAUUCUACAUCUACUAAGCCUCCAUUUCCACCUCAGUCUCCCUGAACGGAAUAAGCUGGUCCAGACGGGGAAAGCGGAGAGUCUGGGGGAAAAGGCUGCAGAGGAAGGAGCCAGCCUCAGCUCUGGCACACCUAGGGUAUCUCCUACAGGAUAGACACCAGUAUGGAUCAUUAUUUUGUACCCUCCUCCUCUACAUGGCAAAAUUAUUACAUUAAAUGAAGAAAUCAAUACUUGUUAAAUCUUAGUUAAUUCUACUUAUGCCCCUUGGAUAUUGAAUUUUUCUAUGGUAUUAUAUAGAAUUUUAAGUUAUUUGGGUUCCUUAAAGAUUAAAUGUGUUCUCCUUCUGAUUCUAUUGACAACAUCUGUAAGUUACUGUCAUAUAAUGUAUAAUGUGUAGUGUUGCAUGACUUUGUUCUAGUGGAAAAAGCUUAAGAAGCUAAGCUGAAGCCAGGAGCCUGGAACUGCAUCAGGUUCUCCCACGUUAGUAGCCAUGGCUCAAGUACUUGGGACACCAUCUACUGCUUUCCCAGAUGCAUUAACAGGGAGCUGGAUUAAAAAUAGAGCAUCUGGGACUUGAACCAAUUCUCAUAUGCUCAACAUUGGCCCUGCCAUAAACUCUUCAAAGUAAACUCAUACAAACAGUAGGGAAAAGUCUUAAGUCUAAGUGUCAGUUGAUCAGAGUCACAUAAAAAUCUCAUUUUACAAUAAAUUCUAGAAAUUACAAUAGUGAACAUGUAAUUUAUUCUUUAGAAUCUCUCUAGCACCUUUCAAAUAUCCCCAGUCAAUUUUCCCCCCACAAUUUAUCUUUAUUAGUAAAUUCAGGUAUAUUUAAAUCUUAUUUUGUAAAUACUUUUGAAAUUUCUCUUCUGGCACAAAAAUUAGAGACACUGGAGCUGGGGCUGUGGCACAGUGGGUUAAGCCUCUGCUUAUAGCACUGGUAUCCCAUAUAGGUGCUGGUGGCUGCUCCAUUUCUGAUCCAGUUUCCUGCUAAUGAGCCUGGGAAAGCAGUGCAAGAUGGUCUAAGUGCUUGGGCACCUGCAUCCAUGUGAGAGACUUGCAAGAAGAUCUUGGCUCUUAGCUUUAGCCUGGCCUGACCCUGGCCCUUGUGGCCAUUUGGAGAGUGAACCCUGUCUGUCUCUGUCUCUCUAUAAUUCUCACUUUCAAAUAAAAUAAAUAAAUCCUUCAGAAAACAUCAGAGACAUUAUUUGACCCUUUUCUUUCAUGCAAUGUAUAGUUUCUGGUAAGAACAAUGAAAUGGUUAAAUCCUAAUACUUUUUGUAUGUGCUAGCAAAAUAUGAUCUCUUAUCAUUUCUCCUGGUAUUAUCCUUUAUUUUUAAAAAAGAUUUAUUUAUCUGAGAGACAGAGUUACAGACAGAGGGAGAGACAGAGAGAGAAAUCUUACAUUUGCUGGUUCACUCUCCAAGUGAUUGCAACAGCCAGAGCUGAGCUGAUCUGAAACCAGGGGCCAGGAGCUUCUUCCGGGUCUCCCACAUGGGUGCAGGGGCCCAACCACUUAGGCCAUUUUUCACUGACUUCCCAGGCCAUUAGCAGGGAGCUGGAUCAGAAGUGGAGCAGCCAGGACUCAAUCAGCUCCCACAAGUGAUGUCAGCCCCGCAGGUGGAGGCUUUAUCUACUAUGCCACAGUGUCGGCCCCAGAAUUAUUUAAAAUGAGAUUUUUUCUAUGUAAGCAUCCAUUUGCUUAUAUAUUUUUAAGAAGAAAAGUUUUUCCUCUACAAAUUUAAGUCUGAGUGAUAAGCAACUUCAGAAUUCAUUAAUAAUAGAUGAAUAGGAGAUACACCAAACAUACUUGUGGACUCCUCUACAGAGUAGUUUCCCGAACAUCUAGAGAUACAGGUUUAUAAACUGGCUUAACAGGCAGGUGGGGUAGUGGGAUUAGGGCUUCAAAGUGUGGAAAAUUCUAAUGAGACUUGACAAUGUCCCACUGUCCAAGUCAGUUACCUUUCUGGCUGGAGACCUCCUUUGGAGUUUGGGCAUUUGUGGCAGCUGACUCUAGAAAAAUAGCUACAGUCAGAUAAGAGAAGCUCAGAUAAGAUUUCUCUCUGAAUUUGCAAUAGUUCAGAAUUUUUCAUUUAUAUGCCAUUUUUUAGUGAAUUUGUGGCCCUUUAAUAUUAUGUGGCAUAAUUACAAUGUUCUUAAGAAUUUCUGUAUUUUGAUCUUUAAGGAAUGCUUUUAAAGCUUGUUGUUUCAUUGCCCAUUGUUCAAGGCUUAUUUUGGCUGUCUGAAAAUAUUCUGGAGUCCUAUGAAACUCACCUCAAACUUCAUACCAGAAAGAAAAAUAAUUCAGGAAAGAAAAAUUGCAUGUAACAGAGAGAAAUUUUUAAUUAAUCCUCCUGGGUCCGCUUUGUUUUUGGAUUGCAUAACACAUUGAAGGUUGAAAUCGACUUUUCAGACUUGUUUGGACCAUGCAGUUCCAUAAUGAGCAUGACCUCUAAUCUGGAAAGGGUAUUCUCACUAUUAGAGAUCCAUUCUGUACUGUGUUCUAUCAUUGAGGUGAGAAUUAAACGAAUGAACCAAUUUUUUCCAAAGUUGUCAAAUGAGCCAUCCAUAAAUGGCCACUUCCAAAAGAAUGAGCUCUGCAAAAAUUAAAGGAUUAUUUACAUAAAAUAUGCAUAAACAUCAGGAGUAAUUCCUUUGACCCACAAAGGGCCUUAACUCCACUGUGUCUUUCAUAGUUUCAACUCCGCUGUAACAUUGGCCACAAUGGAGGCUGAUAUCAACACAUCUCUUCUGUGGGCUCAGCAGAUCUUCCUGCAACAGCAAAGAAGCCUCAGAAUGGUUCUUUUAUUUCAACUUUGUCAUCUUCAUAUGAACGCAGUUGAUAGCUUUUCACAUUUGAUCAGUGUGUGAAGAAACACGCAGAAUGCUGGAACAAUAAUUCCAAAGUACUGUCCUUUUAUUUAUUUUUUAAGAUUUUUAUUUAUUUAUUUGACAGGUAGAGUUAUAGACAGUGAGAGAAAGACAGAGAGAAAGGUCUUCCUUCCGUUGGUUCAUCCCCCCAAAUGACCGCUACGGCCGGCGCUGCACUGAUCCGAAACCAGGAGCCAGGUGCUUCCUCCUGGUCUCCCAUGCAGGUGCAGGGCCCACUUGGGCCAUCCUCCACUGCACUCCCGGGCCACAGCAGAGAGCUGGACUGGAAGAGGAGCAACCGGGACUAGAACCCGGUGCCCAUCUGGGAUGCCGGUGCCGCAGGUGGAGGAUUAGCCAAGUGAGCUGCGGCGCCGGGCCCAGUACUGCCCUUUUAAAGAUAUCUGCCACUACUAGCUGGCACCACUGACUUGAUUCCUAAUAGACUGGAUUUAUUCUUUAUCCUGCAAUUUAAAAUAGGACUAUAUUUAAACCCUUAAAAGAUAUUAUUGAAAUUCAGGAAAAUAUUGCAUAUAGAAACUUAGAUUUGAGUGUACAAACCAGCUAUGCCAAACUUCACAUUUUACACUGCCUAUGUCCUUUACAUUUUAGACACAAAGACUCCAAGGGGCCAAAAAGUAUAGCAGGUUUGAAGUUUGAAGAAAUAAUUAUAUUUCUUUCUAUUUAUUCUCUCUCUACAUGCUAUCAUCAUAAUUUUGAAUUGCCCCUUAAAAGUAAGAAUAUGGAGUACUAUAAUGUUUGGAUCCACAUCAAACCUUACUCUUUUUUUUUUUUUUUUUUGACAGGCAGAGUGGACAGUGAGAGAGAGAGACAGAGAGAAAGGUCUUCCUUUUGCCGUUAGUUCACCCUCCAAUGGCCGCCACGGCCGGCGCGCUGCAGCCAGCGCACCGCGCUGAUCCGAUGGCAGGAGCCAGGUACUUCUCCUGGUCUCCCAUGGGGUGCAGGGCCCAAGUACUUGGGCCAUCCUCCACUGCACUCCCUGGCCACAGCAAAGAGCUGGCCUGGAAGAGGGGCAACUGGGACAGAAUCCGGCGCCCCGACCGGGACUAGAACCCGGUGUGCCGGCGCCGCAAGGUGGAGGAUUAGCCUAGUAAGCCACGGCGCCGGCUCAAACCUUACUCUUUAUGAACUUACUCUUUAAGUUACUAAAACUCUAUGUGUGUUAGGAUCCAACUGAUUAAUGGGUAUUUCUCCAAAUUAAUUUCCAUGUGGAAUAUAAUUAUUUAUUAAAUAAUAAGGAAUGAAAAUGUACUGACUUAAAGCACAUACACAUAAAUAAUCAGUAAUUAUUUAGAACUUAGACCAGCAAGAGAUAUUUGUGGGGAGAAAUGUUUUAUCACUGACAUUUCUCAAAAUUGUUGAUGUAUAGUGAUAACAGAAAAACAGACGUAUUUAUAGUUGGCUUUACUAGUUUUAAAUAUUUCUCCAAAGGCAAUGCACUACCUUAUUCUCUGCAAUGAGUGGACACUUCCCUCCACCCUGCAUUUGGUACACACUGGUCUCAAAUGAUUCUCUAGCCGAGAGCAUUGUUUUUAAGGUCUACAGACUUGUAUGGAAAGGAGAAAUGGCUUCUUACUUACUGGUUGAGUGUUUGCUUGAUGACUUGCCUUGGUGUUUCCAAAUGGGAAAAAGAAAGCUGGCAUGGCGAAGCUUUCAUUUUCUGCAAUGGUGAAGAACAAGAAGACUGUCCCCAAAGCACCAAGGGUGUGCCUGGGAAGAGUCUAGAGAAUGAAGGUAUAUCUGCAGCAGAAGCAAGGCAACCUAUUCCCGUGGGUGAAAGGCUGCCCUGGAGGAUACCUAUAAAAGGGAAACCAUUUUCUCUGUGGAGCUCAUAAGGACACAGUUUUGUUUCCCUUUGCAUCCUCCCUCAGCCAACACCCUCUCCUGUCCUCCUGUCCAAGCUUCUGAAGUCUCAAGCCAACCUGUGUAGACAAUGGUGGGGAGGUGCGUGGGAAGGAAUCUUUAAACUGAUUGUGAGAUGGAAACUUUUUUUUUUUGAUAGGCAGAGUUAGACAGUGAGAGAGAGAGAGAGAGAGACAGAGAGAAAGGUCUUCCUUUUCCGUUGGUUCACCUCCCCAAUGGCCGCUGUGGCCGGUGCACCGCGCCGAUCCGAAGCCAAGAGCCAGGUGCUUCCCCUGGUCUCCCAUGUGGGUGCAGGGCCCAAGCACCUGAGCCAUCCUCCACUUCCUUUCCAGGCCACAGCAGAGAGCUGGCCUGGAAGAGGGGCAACCGGGACAGAAUCCGGCGCCCCAACUGGGACUAGAACCCGGUGUGCCGGCGCUGCAGGCGGAGGAUUAGCCUAGUGAGCUGCGGCGCUGGCCGAGAUGGAAACUUUUAAUAGGGGAAAAUUAACUCCUAGCAAAGAAAAUCACCCUGGUUUAAUAAACAAGCGUGCGGGCAAGUUAUGGAAACAGUUUGCUGUGUCUUCGAGGAAGUUUACUGCUCACUGGGAACAAAGCCAUGCCCAUUGGUUGUCAAUAGAGUAGUAGUUCUUGGGGGGAAAACUCAGAAACUUUCAUUUUUGUGCUUGGAUAAGCGAAGUUGCUCCAUUGGGCCAUUGAAUAGCUGCUGUAUGUCAUUUCUCCUCUGUCUCCUCCCUGCGCUGGUUGGGAACCCGGACAGCCGGUUCCUAACUGGACCCUGUUCCAGUUGCUCUUUGUUUUAGGAUUUGUGCUGCUCUGGUCCAUGACCUUCUUCCAGAAAUGCUAUCACAUUGAUACAGCAUUUGGGUUUUGAGUUUAUUCCCACAUCACCUCAGGUUUCAAUAAUUCCAAAGGAGAUCCAUUUCAUUCUGGAACUUUCUCUCAAGAUAUGUGUGUGCCUCCAACAACAUGCAAAAAAAAACAAAAAAAAAAACAAAAAAAACAAAAAACAAAAAAAAAAACUACCUCUUCUCAAACACUAGCCAAAACCUAUUGCCCAAACCACGGCAAACUUGUUAUCUUCAGUUGAGAUUUCCUCUUUUUAUUUUCUGAAUUUCUUCAUAUUGUUUCUUUCUCAUUUCUCUAUUCCAUUUGCUCUGAGAAACACAGAGAAGCACCCCAUAAUUUUCUUUUGGGAUGAAUAAUUAUAAAGUCCAAAUGGCUUCUUUUAUUCAGACAUCUCCUAAAUUGCCAACAUCCUCAAGUCUCUCAUUUAAAUAAUGACUGCAAAUUGUUAAAUUUGAGUAAUGUAUGCAGAAGCCAUUCCAUUAUUAGAAUAUUGGAAAAUCUUUUGAGGCUAUUGAUUAUUUUGGGCUAGAAAAUUGUUUUUCUUGACCGUGUUUACAGAAAAAAAGAACCAUGUUAUUUCAAAAGUGUUUUAAUUUGGGGCCCAUUUAUCUCUAAACAUCUAGCUACUAAGAUUGUGUUUUCUGUGACAAAGAAUGUGUUUUCUGUGACAAAGGAUGUAAGAGUGCUAAAAAAAAAAAAGAUUCUGUGCAAUUUUGCCAUAGCUGUUAUUAGCUUGGAAGAGUUUGGACAUAGUUUUUUAAGCUUCAGAUGUGACAAUGUAUUUGCUAAAAUAAGGGAUAAUAGAAAAAGAGCUAAGAAAAAUAAAGAUUACAAUUCCAAACUUCUCAUCAUAGGCCACAUCCCAUAAGGGCUUUUAAGGCUCUGGGAUUUAUGUGUGUGUGUGUUUAUGUUCCUAAUUUAAACACCCAUCUGAAUUCCCUACCUAGAUUUAGUAAAGUUCAUAGUUUGCUAAAUACCUCCAGACUUCUGCCAUACUAGAUCAUGUGUUACUCACUCUGGGAGUGACAGUCUUUCUCACAAACCAAUAGGCAAGGUGGUUAUUCACAAAAGACUUGAAAUGGAUAUGGCCAAUUGGCUUGUGGCGCCUUUUCACAAGCCCAAGGAAUGAAAGAACUUCUAGAAAGUGCAUUACAUAUAUCUUCCAAAAUCCCCCAAUCAAAUAAUAAUUAUUAAAGCCCCUGGUAGAUUAUACUAUGUUUUUACACAUUUUAAAACUAAUUCUCCCUCAUGGCAAACCUGGGAAUUGGUUAUUAUUAUCACUGUUUUAUAAGAUAUUCAUUAACUCUCUCAAUCUCAUGGGCCUCCAAGCUGCGUCCCAGGAGGUCCAUCAGUGCUUCUCUGUUUAUCCUCAACUUUGGCUCUACUGCUGGUAGGGAAGUCCCUCCUUGACAGGUCUGAGAACUGACUCCCAAGACAACCCUCAGCCCCUGCACACAGACACCUCCUCUGUGUCACUCAUGUCAUCACUGCAAAGCCAACUGGCGCUUCCAACAUGAAAGGGGAGCGUUCUCAUCCAAAAGCCACUCCACCCCCCAUUUGAUCCAUUGUAAUUCAGUUUAUGUGUCAGUCAUUUUAAAUUUCAUACAUUUAAAAACAAUUAAAGCGAUUAUCAAGGCAUACAUGAUUAAGACACAAAUGAAAUUUCCUAUCUUUGUUGAACUUGAUCCAAACAUUACACAUCUCCUGCAUAUUAUCAAGUGGUGUUCCUCUUCUGGCGGUGCUUCUGAAACAUCUGUUGCUCCUUAGCUGAAACCAUGCCCCCCAAGUUCCGAGAAAGUGGGGAUCUUUUCUGUGCGGGGACCAGGACCCUUGCAGAGACAGAGUAAUUAUUCUUUUUUCUGUCAUCUGAUCUUUGACUUAGCCCCAUCCAAUCUUCCCAGGAAAAUUCCCAGCACUCCUUUGUUGGUUGGCACUCUUCCUAUUUCUAGCUGUUGGUGGCUCAGUUCCCAGAAUGUGAGCCAGUCUCUAGUUCAAGGCUGGCAGCUCUGGAGGAAGGAGACUCCAUCUUGUUCUCUUUUAUAUUGCCAGGACCUAUGUAGUGCCUGGCAUACCCAGCGUCUACUAGAGGUUCAACAAACAUUUACCAAAUUUAUGAAUGAAUGAAGAAGUCUGAUCUUCUCAUUUUAUUGACAGAAAGAACUUAAACCAGAGGGUUAUGCGAAUGGAUCAAACAUGUGGUUAUCAGUGGCAGAACUAGGACUUGAAACGAGAUAUAUUCACUUCCUUUCCAACGUUUCUGCUCUGUACAUGUAAUAUGCAGCCCACUCAGUCAUCUUCCCUGUCCCUGUUAAUGGCACUACCACUGGGCAGUUUUCCAAAAAGCAAUUAGCUGCCCCCCUCCUCUUUGCAAUCUCUUGCCCCCACCUCCUCUGCAGGCCUUAGAACCUGGAACUUCUCUAAAAGUUCUGCUGCUCUCAUAAGACAUGAGGUCCCUCAGAGUCACAGUCCACCUUGGUAACAUGACAUAUCAUGUUGCCAGGGGAAAAGCAUUUAACCUGCCACAAUAUAGGCACUUCCCUUGCCACAUCAACUGGAAAGAAAUUUUCUCAUUCAGAAAACAAUUUGAUUACCAAAAUGACAGCGAAAGUGAAAUUUCAAAUUCCUUAGAGGAAGUAAAAGAAAAAGCAAAUAUCCUGCCUGCCCCCGCUGGUUCCUAGUUCUUCCUUCCGGAUGUCAAUGUGAUGAACAGCAGCCUGUGGCUGCCACCAGGAAGCUGCCAUGCAGAAGCGAGCAUCUACCUUCUGAAAAAAAACACAACUGCAGUCACACUCAAAAAGAAUGCAGAGUGACGAAAACCAGCUUCAGAGUAAUAGAGGAGUAAGAAAAGUCAGCGAAGUCAUUGAGUUUAUGCAAAUUUCAGAAGACACAAAAGCAAGAACACUGCUUCCAUGUUACACAUACAGGUACAUGGGUAAAAAAGUAUAAAAACAAACAUGCUCCGGACGCUCUUGACUCAUGCUUCCCAAGAGUUGAAUAAGGUACAAGGAAAAGGAGAUAAAGGGCACAGGGAAUCCAAAUUUACCCGGAUUUUUGUUAAUAUAUACUAUAUAAACAUAUGCUGAAGGAAAUAAGGCCAAUGGUAAGAACUGCCAAGGCUGGGAAUGGGUUCACGGGAAUACAUUAUUUUGGGAGCACUACUUAUGUUAAAAUGCAUUUCAAAUAAAAAAAUUAAAAACAAAAAAGAACUGGUAGAUUCACUUGUACUGUCACAGCUACCAUUUAAAUGUAUUGUGUCCAUUUAACAAUGUUUUGGGAGAGCUUUAUCAUUUUAACAAACAAAUAUCAACCUCAUUUGAUCAUUUUUAGCUCAUCAAAACAAAAAAUAAAGCUUGCAUGAUAAUUCACUGUAUUUCAAUCAUUUACCUGUUCUCCUGUGGAUGAACAUUUAUUUCCUCAUUUUUGCUUUGUUAUUAUAAAUUGUACUGUAAUAAAUGUAAACACACAUUGGUAUUUUAUCAUAUGUAUCUCACUGAGGAUAAAAAGAUUUUAGAGACAUUCAUUUAUAAAUACAGAAUUUAGUCAUGAUAUUUCACUUGUGGAACUCAGGCUUUGGGGAAAAACUGCCAGUCUCUUUCAAAUACUAUAUUUUUAAGUUUAAGUGAUUUGGAUUAAAAUUGUACUAUCAGAAUUUUUUUUUUUUUUUUUAGUGUUGGCUUAAGGCUUAACUAACCCCUGGGAGUCAAUUUCCAGUCAUUAAUAUCUUAGCAGGAUUGACUUUAUCAGCUCCUUUCUAAGAUUAGCUUUUCUUAAGAAAAUAGAUAAAGCUUGAAGACAGAGGACAUUACAGGAGUGCAGAGAAAAGAUUUGUCAAAUACAGAGGCUGGAGCCCCCAAGGUAAACUUAUGUUCCUCAAAAUUUUGUGUAGGACAGAGCCACUUAAUCUGCCACUCUGAACUCCCAAAGAAAAUUUAAAAAUUAAAGCAGUAAUGACCUUAAAAUCUGUGUUAAAUUAAACUGGACCUUUGUGAGAAAUUUUUGGUACCUCUAAAAUCACCCCAUACAUUUUUCUUCUAAAAAUUUUCAACAUCUAUAUCUUUCGAGGCAUUAUAAUAAAUAUCUCUAUUGACCAUCAUUCUUAAGCUUCCAUAUUUCUAACAUUGUAAUUAUGGGAAUUAACAUUUGACUGGAAAUUUGAGCCGACACACCAUAUGUGAUGAGGUCGGUCCUGUGGCAGUGCCCCUGAACACUGGACACGACUGCCAUCGCCAGUGUGCAGACCUCCCUUCCCCCCCUCCCUAACCCCUUGCCUCUGGCCAGUGUUUUCUCCCUAUAUUUUUUAAGCACUCUUAUGUUGUUUUAAAAAUCUGGUCAGGAGAGGAAGUUGCAUUUUUAACACACAGUGGAAUAGAACAUAAAAACAAACAAAAGCAAACGACCGUUCUGGAGACGUCUAGAUCUCCCUGUGUGCUGGGACUGGGAUCUUGAUAUCAACGAGCUUGCUCAUCCAAGUGUUCCCAUGGAGGCAGCUUGCCUUCGCUUGCACACGCCACCAGACUUGCCUACAGAGAUCGUGGCCCAUUCCUUUCAUCUGUGCUUUUCUUCUCAUCUGAGCCACUGGGAGUCUAGCAUCCUGUCCCGUGGCUAUGCUUAGUAGCCUUAAUAGCUGCAAUGGAAGCAGUAUGUCAACACUGAGGAGGGAGAGUGGAAGAAGAAUCGAACAUGUUAAUAUCCUCUGGGGGUGGAGUGUUGGAGGGCUCUUGCUAUUGAGAGACAGGUAUAAGCUUGAUUUCAGAAGUGCAGAUAUGAUUUAAUUACUCCUGUUUCUGGUGUGGAUUAUCACUUCAAGGAUUUGCAUGCUAUUGCCGUUGGUGAUUAAUGAAAGAGUUGUAAAUCAGGGCUGUAAUAAAAUAUAAAAGGUGUAAGUAAAGAAGACAGAUUUGAAGUCUGUAGUUUAUAGUGCAUGAGUUGCUUUAAAAAUACUGGGUACGUGUUCUAUUUAUACAUACAUAAAUCACCCCACAUGCAGGUAUGUAUACAUCCGUGUAUAAUUUUAAAUGACAGGCACCAAUUUAAUGGAGAAGCUAGGGCUCAUUAGUUCCCUGAGCAGGAUUGAUUCUCCAUGGCCGGAAUGGUGCAUACAGUUCCUAGAUAAUUUGUAGUGAAUUGAAUUUUCUUUCAGCAUACCUAAUUAGUGGCUCUUUCUUUUGCUGCUUAAAAGGAUAGAGACAUUUUAAAAAAUAAAUAUUUGAAAAUGCUGUUAAAGCACUGUAAAGAAUGAAGCCUUCAGAUGCAUCUUAUGCCCCAGUGUUUCUACUCCCAAGUGUUAGAGGUCUUCAAAAAAUUUAUAGGAAAUGCAAAUUUAUGGAAAAAUUGUAUGUGGAGUUCAAAAAUUCUUUGCACUAAAAUGAACUUGGCUUUUCAUUCUAUUUUUUCCACAAACUUUUUGAAGCACCCUCGUAUGUAUACCAAAGAAUUGAAGGCAAGUAUUCAAAUAAGCACAACAGCACAAAUGUUCACUGUUCACAACAGCUCAGAAAUGGAAACAACCGAGUAUCUGUCAACUGCAGAGGAGCCAAACAAAGUGUGGUAGGCACCAGCCAUGGGAACAGUAAUGAAGUUCUCACACUAACACAUACUGCAACGCGGAUGAACCCAGGAAAUAGUACAUUCAUCGAGAGAAGCCAGUCAUAAAAGCCCACAUGUUGUAUGAUUCUAUUCACAUAAAAUAUAUAUCCAGAGUAAGUAAAUCCACAUAGACAAAACAGAUUAGUGGUUGCCAGGUGACAGAGUGAGGAAAUAAUAAAGAACACCUAAUGGGUAUCUAAUUUCCUUCCGGGAUUAUGCAAAUGUUUUGGAACUAGACAGAGAUGAUGCUUGCACAGCCUUGCGAAAGUGCUAAAAUGGCACUUAACUGAACACCUUAAAGCAAUUAAUUUAUAUUAUGGGAAUUUUCCUUAAUUAAAAACAACAAAAGCUGAAAAAAAUCCAUUCAUCCAGAAAUGCAGUAACAGAUUCAAGUCUCAGGCACUGAGAAGCAAAGGUGAAAGGGCAGGAAUCACCACCAGAUGGGGAAGGGACAAAUCAUGUGUUGGCGCAUUGUUCGCUGGGUAAAUGAUGUACAUCAAGGUCAGAGCAAUAGGAGGACUGACGGGGCUGACCAUGGGACGACUGACUGCUAACAGAGCCCUGGGGAACUGUCACAGACAAAAGUUAGACACAACUGGAUGGUGACUCUUAGUCUGUUUGGGUCAUGGAAGCAUGUAGAGAUGUGGCAAAAACUACGGGUAUUAACUAGUGAAAAAAAGUCACAAAUAUAGACAUGCAUAAAAUUUUGAAUGCAAUUUCUGGAAGGUCACAUUGACAUAUCUGUGACAUUAGUAAACUUUGUUACACCAGGUUAAAAGUUACUGUGGUACAGUGGGGAGUAGAAAUCCAACCAAUCUGGGGAUUUGAAAUUCAAUAAAGCCAGCUUUACUAAUGUGUUACCUUUAUUAUCAUUCAAUCCAAAGAUUUAUUGAGCAUCUAAUAUAUGACAAACACUUUUCAAUGAACCAGGGAUACGGAGAGAGACAAGAUACUUCUUCUGCACUGAGGGUUAUGAUCUAGUUUCUAAAUGCCAAUAACUUGUGCAAGAGCUGCAAGAUUCAAGGUUGCAUAGAAGAACUGACAAACUUUUCAGUUCUGCUGUAACUAAGGUUCUAUUUUAUUAAGGGAUUUAAAAAAAAGAUUUCUUUACUUAUUUGAAAGGCAAAGUUACAGAGGCAGAAGCAUUGGCAGAGAGAGAGAGAGAGAGAGAGAGAGAGAGAAUCUUCCAUCUGAUGGCUCAAUCCCCAAAUGUUCAUAUCAGCAGGAGCUGUGCCAAUCUGAAGCCAGGAGCCAGGGGCUUCUUCCAGGUCUCCCACGCGGGUGCAGGGGCCCAAGCACCGGGGCCAUCUUCUACUACUUUCCCAGGCCAUAGCACAGAGCUGCUCAGAAAUGGAGCAGCUGGGUCUUGAACUAGCAACCAUAUGGGAUGCUGGCAAUGCAAGACAGCAGCUUUACCUGAUACGCCAAAGCGCUGGCCCCCUGAGGUUUUAUUAAAUUGACAGUUUUUCCUAGUAGCUUUCCAUAAGGCUAGGUCUUAAACUCCAGCUUUCACUAGCAUAGAUGGCAGUUAAUUUAUACAUUUGUUUGCUAGGCAAGUAGAGCUGCUCUGCCUUCUAAUGUAUGUGUAACACUCACGAAGGAAGUCAGUUUGCAAAGCCAAAUGGAGUACACUCGCUGAAAGCCUAAUUUUUAAAAAUAUUUGAGAAUAAUAUAUGGGUAUGCAUGUUCAUAUAUUGUAUUAUGGCCACCAGCUAAGCUUCCAAGAGUAGGUGAUGUCUAAGUUAGGUUUGCCAUUUAGUCUCUUAGAGCCUUUGUUUUUGUUGUUUUUGCCUGAUAGAAGUUGCUUUCAUAUCUUGAUUUUCUAUGUGAAUAGAACUCCCAAGAGUUGUGCAGUGUACAGCUUGUGAAACUGAACAGAGCGGCUGCCACAGAUAGGAUUACCUUGAAGAUUAUAAGAGUUGGUUGGGUGUGCGGAUUUGGCCUUCAUCUACGUGCGAGUUCCUGUGUUUAACCUCCAGCUCUGGCUCUUGACUCCAGCUUCAAGCUAAUGCAGACUCUGGGAGGCAGGGACGGUGACUCAAGUAGUUGAGUUCCUGCCACUCACAUGGCAGAACCUGGCUUGAGCUCCUGGUUCCCAGGUGCCCCAGCCUCAACCUCUGUGAGCAUCUGGGGACUGAACCAGUAGAGGGGAAUUCUCUCUCACUCUCUGUCUCAUUCCCCUCAUAAAUAAAUAAAAUGAAAAAUGUUGAUUUAUGCAAAGUCCUUCGUGUACACUCUGAAAGUGGCUAAGAGUGAGCAGUGUGGGUGACACUGACAAAUAGUCCAGAUUAGCUCCCCAAACUAGUAACACGUUAGGCACCUUAACCCUUUUCUUCUAAAUUCUUUAGUCUAUUCAGGGACUGGGAAAGGACUGGGAUGCAGGACCCUGAAGUAGGUGGAAGCUAUAGUGUAGGGAAGUGUAGGAAGUUGUAGGGAAGUUGCCCCUAAAUAUAGGCCAUCCCGGCCACAAUGUCAGAUAAGAUACAUCAUACAAUGAGUAGAAACUAUCACCAGAAACAGCUUUUACUGAACAUAUUCUAUGUCAGGCUCUGUGGGCAAAGCUUUAUACGAUCAUGUUACCCACUACUUAUGAAAACCCUAUGCAUUAGGGCUGAGGAGUUAGCAAUCAAGAUUAGAAUUUGGGGCCAGCACCAUGGCAUAGCAGGUAAACCCACUGUCUGAAGUGCUGGCAUCCCAUAUGGAUGACAAUUCGAGUCCUGGCUGCUCCACAUCUGAUCCAGCUCUCUGCUACGGGCUGGGAAAGCAGUAGAAGAUGGCCCAAGUCCUUGGGAUCCUGCACUUGCAUGGGAACCUGGAAGAAGCUCCUGGUUCCUGGCUUUGGAUCGGCUCAGCUCCGGCCAUUGUGGCCAUUUGGGAAGUGAACCAGUGGAUGGAAGAGCUCUCUCUCUGUCUCUGCCUCUGCCUCUUUGUAACUCUGACUUUCAAAUAUAUAAGCAAAUCUCUUUUUUUUUUAAAAAAAAGAUUAGAAUUUGUUUCUCCCACAUUUUCUUCUCAUUCCUAAGUUUGUGAGUUUGUUCAAUUUGUUUGAGACUCCAGUCCUUUUGUUGAUUCUGAAGAAUAUCUGCGUACUUAUGUCUAGAUGGAGAUAGAGGUCUUUGUCUACAUUUCUCAUUACUACAUCUUCACACAUAUCUGGACACAGAAAUGUAUAUCCUAUGUUACCCAGUGCCUAACAUAGCACCUGUCAUAUUAGACACCUAACUGAUAAACAAUAUCAUGUGUGAAUAUACAGGUGCUUUCUCUGUUCUCACACAUUUUUAAAAAUUAGAUCAUUCGGGGAAUGGUCUCUAUGUGGCUUCCAAAUGACCGCCUUCAAUGUUGUACAUAGAUUAGAAAGCAGUACAGCUCUGACUUGGUUGGCAAGCAGGCAGAGAUAAGUUUAUUAGCAACAGUGCUGGUGGGAAAUGCUAUGGGGUAUUAGAGGUGCAAGGCCUCCAAAAUUUCAUAUGAGCUUAAUUUAUUUCUGCAAUGGCUCAUUUCCUAGGUUCUGAGUUUUGAAAGGUUCCUGCCUUGAUGAAGCUUACAAUCUAUAAUGCAAAUAUAAAUAUAUAAGAAAGGUUUAGAAAAUCAUCCCUGCUAUGAGAAGUGAGACAGAAUGGUGAGACGAACAGGUCUCAUGGUAGGAAGGAAGGCCUACUCCAGCUACAGGAUGGCUAGGGAAAUCCUAUGUGCCAUGGAGACAAGUCCACUGAGAUGUCACAGAAGAAGCCAAUGAGGAGCAAGAGUUUUUUUUUUUUUUUUUUGUAAGAUUUAUUUAUUUGUUUGAAAGUCAGAGCCACAGAGAGAGGCAGAGGCAGAGGCAGAAAGAGAGAGGUCUUCCAUCUGCUGGUUUACUCCCCAAAUGGCUGCAAAGGCCAGGGCUGUCAGGCUGAAGCCAGGAGCCCAAAGCUUCAUCUGGGUCUCCCACAUGGGUGCAGGGGCCCACGCUCCAACCUAUACUCCCACCCUUCUUCCUCCUUCCUCUCCUAUUCUCAUUCUAAUUUUUAAAUAACAUCUAUUUUCAAUUAAAUUUAUACACAUAAGAUUAACCCUAUACUAAGUAAACAAAUAGGAUGAAAAAAAACCAAAAUUGUUCCUCAAUAGUUGAGACAAGGCUGUUCAAAGUCAUCACAUCACAAAGUAUAAAUUUCACUUCCAUAGAUUACCUUUAGUUACUCUAUUAGUUACCACAGAUUGGGGAGAAUAUAUGGUAUUUUCUUUUUGAUACUGGCUUAUUCCAUAAACAUAAUGUUUUCUAGUUGCAUCCAUGUUGUUGCAAAAGACAGGAUUUCAUUUUUUUUAAGAUUUUAAUUAUUUAUUUGAAAGGCAGAGUUACAGAGAGGCAGAGACAGAGAGGUCUUCCAUUAGCUGGUUCACUCCCCAGUGAUGAUGCUGAUUCUUCCAAUCCAUGAACAUGGAAGAUUUUUCCAUUUUGGGGGGUCUUCUUUUAUUU
This is a messenger RNA of Oryctolagus cuniculus (rabbit), 17230 nucleotides long. It is a transcript of the gene SH3BGRL2, whose product is annotated as SH3 domain binding glutamate rich protein like 2. Lineage: Eukaryota; Metazoa; Chordata; Mammalia; Lagomorpha; Leporidae. Gene Ontology annotation, cellular component: cytoplasm. The record is from RefSeq and is a predicted model, not a curated record.